UCUGAAUCAGUUGCUCAACGGAUUCCGAAAAGUAAAGUUCUCAAAAAACAAAAUAUGAACACUAAAAUAUCAGUUGUGUUGCUUCUGCUGGUCGGUUGCUCUCUUCAGCGGGUUUACUCAGAGGAUACGACUCCGGCUCCGACUCCGACUACGAAACCGACAGGAGAUACCACGGUUUCGGAUGCUCCGACAACGGUUACUCCGCCAUUUUCCACAUGUCCCGCAUUCGCCGGAAAACCUGUCGAUCUGAAAGCUAUCUCUGGUGAUUGGUAUGAAGCUGGACGUGCCCCCGAUGUGGAUGUCAGCCAGUGCCUGAAAUAUACUCUUCCCUCCACCCCCAAUGCUAACAGUAAACUCGAAGUGCAGCUGGAGUUCGUGAACACCGCCGACAAUAAAUGGGAUCACAUGAAAGAGACUGGUCUGCUGCCUUGGGAUGCCAACGCCCAGAAUGGCAUCUUCAAUUGGAACGCUGGCGAGACCGUUCAGAUACCUGUCACUUUGAAAUUGGUGGACACCGAUGCCAAAUCAUAUGCCUUUGUCUGUGGCUACACAGGAGUCGCGCCCACGCCAAUCUUCAAGGUUCUGACUCGCAAGCGUGAACUCAGCACGGAGGACAAGAAUAAAGUCCAGGAGCAAUUCAAUACUUUUGUACCAGUUACAAAAUUGAUCUGGGUUGAGCAGUCAGAGGCAAAAUGCAACUCUGCAAUGCGAUCAGCUGGUGGAUUCAUUGUGGCUCUAGCUUUGGUUCUGCUUAUCCGCCAAAGAAACCACUAAAAUAGGAAUGGAUGUUUUUUAAUAAAGGAGUUUUGAGUUUAAAUGAAAUUAUAAAUAAAUUAUUAAAUUAGUUCAAGAAGCAA
Drosophila innubila is the source of this 857-nucleotide messenger RNA. RefSeq lists its product as uncharacterized. The transcript is spliced from 2 exons. The record is from RefSeq and is a predicted model, not a curated record. Bases 55 to 774 code for a protein of 239 amino acids. NCBI's taxonomy places the organism in Eukaryota, Metazoa, Arthropoda, Insecta, Diptera, Drosophilidae.